Messenger RNA from Enterobius vermicularis (human pinworm), 465 nucleotides. The record is from the annotation of a GenBank genome assembly. Lineage: Eukaryota; Metazoa; Nematoda; Chromadorea; Rhabditida; Oxyuridae.
AUGGCAUUUCGAGGGGCUCUCACUUCCUUGAUAUUUCAACCAAAAACCAGUGGACCACUCACUUGCCUCUCAUCGUACCACAAAAAAGUGAUUGAUCAUUAUGAAAAUCCAAGAAAUGUUGGGUCUCUGAACAAAGACGACCCUUCUGUUGGUACUGGGAUCGUUGGAGCACCAGCAUGUGGAGACGUCAUGAAGUUACAGAUAAAGGUCGACGACAAUGGAAAAAUUAUUGAUGCCAAGUUUAAAACAUUUGGAUGUGGAUCUGCAAUCGCUUCCAGCAGUUUAGUAUCUGAAUGGAUUAAGGGCCAAACUAUCGAGUACGCUUCAAAAGUUAAGAAUGAUUCCAUAGCAAAAGAGCUGAAACUACCUCCGGUCAAGUUACACUGUUCAAUGCUGGCUGAAGAUGCGAUCAAAGCUGCUCUGAAUGAUUACAAAAGGAAGCAGAAGAAGAAACCGUCUUCUUGA